Molecule: messenger RNA, 3008 nt
Organism: Rubroshorea leprosula
Lineage: Eukaryota; Viridiplantae; Streptophyta; Magnoliopsida; Malvales; Dipterocarpaceae
Source: the annotation of a GenBank genome assembly
CGGCAUCUUGCCGAAAGUGUAUGGCAACCACAAUAGGCAUGCCCUCAUCUGAUCAUUUGUCCCUACCAGAACACCCUUUCUCAAGGGACCUACUCCGUCAGAAUACACCACGCGCGCACUAUGUCACCAUUAUUGGAUUGACUGAGCCACGUGGGUGCGGACAAGCCACGUGGGUGCGGACAAGCCACGUGGGUGCCUUGCUAAGAUGGACAAAGCCCACAAGGACCAUUUGGAGAAGGAUCAACUCGAAGCGGAAACUCAAGGAUAUUCAGCAACUACAUUGGCGCCGUCUGUGGGAAAACGAACAAAAGUCAUCGCUAGAAGUUAAGAUGGUACACACACGAACAACCCAGCGCGGGAGUCCUCCCCAAGGCCAAGGAAGAGGCCAGCCCCCAAGUGUCAACCUCGUGUCACAGAAUGUACCGAUUGCAGCCGCCCAACAUCAGCAGGUGGAAGGAGUUGAGGAACAUAAUCCACAAUAUCCCAACGCUGUAGCAAGCGACCCUGUAACCGCUCAACUCAAUGCCAUGCAACAACAAUUCGGGGUCUUCCAGCUAGUGCUCGCCCAGCUGUUAGCCAGAGAUAACCUCGCUGAUCCACUUAUCCACUUACUAAACCCAGCUCCUCUCGUGGCCCCCCAACCAGCUCAACAGCCUACCAACUCCCCAGUCUGUAGUGUCGCCCCGACUGCUUCCCAAGCACAAUCCCACAUGCCACCCCUGCCCCAAAACCCGCCUCAACCAGUUGCCUCAGAUGUCUCAAAGAGGCUAGACAACAUAGAAAAGCUAAUGCCACAGUUUGAAACAUAUGAUGGCACUAAAGACCCUGAUGACCACUUACAUGCAUUUUUCUCCGUCAUGCAGGCUCAAAACGCCUCAGACGCGCUCAUGUGCAAGAUGUUCCCCUCCACAUUGCGCGGCAAUGCUCGGACUUGGUAUCACACCCUGCGUCCGAACUCGAUUAAUGCAUAUGCCGAGCUGGCCACCUCCUUUGCCACCAAAUUCUCAAGCAGAAGGUUGAUUAAAAAGACGACACCCAAGCUCAUGCGGAUAACACAAAGAGAUGACGAAUCCUUGAAGAACUACAUGAACAGGUUCAAUGAUGCCAUGUUGGAGGUCAAUGCCUUCGACGAAGCAGUUGGAAUAACCGCCGUGAUACAAGGCCUCAACCAUGAUCGAUUUCGAGAUAACUUGAUCAAGCACACCCCGACCACUUUUGACGAGGUCAAUCAGAGAUCCCUUAAGUUCAUUAAGGUCGAGGAGUGCGUUCUCUCCAAACCCCAACCCCCCAAAGAAGCUAGAACUCCCGCCUGGAGAGAAGGAGGCCAAAGCAGAAAGAAGUUCAAACCCACACAAAACCGAGGCCCAAUUUCGGUUCCCAAGCUAGACAGGCCCGACUCCAGCGCCCCGGAAACGCGGCCUAGGCCACCUUCAUGGACCUCCUUCACAAUUUUGAGGUCACAAAUUCUCAUGCAAAUCAAGAAUAAGAUGGAGCUGAGGAGACCAGCCCCCCUACAAAGCCCAGCGGCAAGCAGAGACCACACCAGAUACUAUGACUUUCACCAAGAUCACGGACAUACCACGGAAGAUUGCCACAAACAAGGACAAGCCCAGGGAUCCCGAGCAGCAAACAACAGGGAUGGAGUAGGAUACCAACAAACACCACCACCUCUUCCACCCCCAUCCAGAGUUAUUCACAUGAUAAUCGGCGGACCCGAAGCAGGUGGCACAAGCUCCAAGCAACAGAAGCUGUACGUGAGAGAGGUUAGGCACCACAAUGCAGCCCAGAAAAGAAAGAUCGACGGGGAGGAUUGGAAAAACCAGUCUGUGACAUUCACUUCGGCCGACUUCAAGGGGGUCGUCACACCCCACAACGAUCCAUUAGUCACCUCGGUUAUCAUUAACAACUGUGAGGGAAAUGGGGAAACAACAGCAACCAGUAUACUAUGCAGUAAGGUGCUGCAGGGAGCUGAGCAGAGGUACCCAAUAGUAGAGAAGGCAGCCCUAGCAGUUAUUGUUACUGCAAGGAAGUUGAGGCCAUACUUCCAAUCCCAUCCUAUUAUUGUGAUGACUGAUCAGCCUUUAAGACAAAUUUUGCAGAAACCAGAAUGCUCCGGGAGACUCAUUAAAUGGGCAGUAGAGCUGGGAGAGUUUCAGAUAGCAUUCCAGCAAAGCUUCUGGAGUGGACACGCUUUGAAGUUCAACUUCGAGGCCACAAACAACGUGGCUGAGUACGAAGCCCUCCUCUUGGGAAUGCGUUUGGCGGCCGAGCUCAAAGUCAAACGCCUGCAGAUUUAUAGUGACUCACAGUUGCUUACAAAGAUUCCUAGAGCAGAAAAUGAGCAUGCAGAUUCUUUGUCGAAGUUAGCAUCUGAGAACUCCCGGGAAGCAAAGUCUAUGUACAUCGAGAUACUGAAUGAACCAAGCUUCCAGACGUCGGGGGUGAUGGAGAUCAGCACUGACCCAGAUGCUCCGAGUUGGACAGACCCCAUCCGGGAGUACAUCCUCAAUGGUACCAUCCCGGGGGACAAACAGGAAGAGAUGAAGUUGCGAAGAAAAGUCUCUCGGUACACCCUGGUUGGCGACAUUCUGUACAAGAGGUCCUACUCGUUACCUCUUCUCAAAUGCUUGACACCAUAUGAAGCAGAGUAUGCACUAAAAGAAGUACACGAGGGGGUAUGUGGAAGUCACGUGGGAGCCCGGACUCUAGCACAUAAGGUUCAUUCAAGAAAAAAGGGGGGGCAAAAAGGAAAUUUUACGAAGAAGAUUGAAGAUGAAGGAAGGGACUUAAUUGAAGAGAUGAAAAGUUGGAGGGGUGAAAUGCAAAGUCUAGCCUAAAACCCAUCAAACCCAAACCAAAACCCAAACUCAAACCCAAUUACCCAAAACCCACCAAAAUCCAAAGCCUACCAACUACCCAAGCCCAAAAUCCCAAAAACCAAAAAUUACUUAAAACCCCAAACCCACAAUUACUCAAACCCAAACCCAUUUAACCUAAAAAAUAAAAAA